This is a messenger RNA of Chlorella variabilis, 2174 nucleotides long. RefSeq names its product expressed protein. The record is from RefSeq and is a predicted model, not a curated record. The coding region runs from base 264 to 2174 and encodes 636 amino acids. The transcript is spliced from 10 exons. Lineage: Eukaryota; Viridiplantae; Chlorophyta; Trebouxiophyceae; Chlorellales; Chlorellaceae.
UUCUGUUGUUCGGUCUCUCUGUUCGUGUUGGUUGGCUUGUAAGAGUUGUAUUUCUGACGCUAGAGAGGCGCCCACUGGUGGAUCCCUUCCAAUCGGACAACGACUCGAAAUCUACGCAAAAUUCUUCGUACAACUGUCGCCGUGUCGUCGGAGGCCGCGGUUUGACCCACCGCCCACCUGCAAAACGCCCAUUGUAUUCCAACUGCGGCCAUUUAAUUCAUUCAUACGCAUUCCUCAAAUCAAUUCAGGACGGGCGCUGAGGCAUGGCACCCGCCCAGCUGGUCACCUGGGUACUGCUGGCGACAUGCCUCGGCGGGCUGCAUGUCGCCGCCGCGCGCAGCAAGCCCCUCCGCGAGCUGCUGCACUCCCAGACGGACACUUGGACUGGCACUGCAAUAGUUAUCAGCAAGGACAUGCUGGGAGAGCCGGAUGAGAGGCUGCUCACGCUGCGCACGGACCAGGGCAGGCACAUGCACGUACUGGCCAAUACCAGCCAGGCGGCAGGCAUCCUGUCGGGUAUGCGCAUCCAGGUGACAGGGCGCUGGCGGCAGGCACGUGCCGUCGCCUCCAGCAUCGACGAAGCGGCUGACGACCGCAGCGGCGGCGCAGCAGGAGGGGCAGAGGCAGCAGCAGGGCAGCCCGCCGGCAGCUUCCAGGUGCACGCCAUCACCGCCCACUGGCCCGACUCUCGCCCCAUGCCGCUGCAAUCGAUCAGCGCCGAGCCAGGCAAUGCUGUGGUGGCAGCCGCCACUGCCGGCACCGUGAGCCCAGCGGCUGCUGCCACCCUGAGCACCAAUGGGCUGGUUGCUGCGGAGCUUUCGGUCCUAGUGAUCCCCAUCGUGGCUGCCACCAGCGACGGCCAGGCCUGCCCCGGCACGCAGCUGCCCAGCCUGAGCGCGGAGCAGGUGCGGCGGGUGGUGCUGGAGGAGAGCAACCCGGGCGGCGCCACGGUCGGCUCAACCUACCGCCAGUGCAGCCACGGCAAGACGCGGCUGACGGCCGCCAACAGCCUCGUGGCCGACCCGGUGCGCCUGCCCUGCAACGGCACUAGCUUUGGCGUGCCCUGGACCUUCUCCAAGUGUGACUUUGACGACUUCAACGGCUGGGCGGACGCGGCCAACGAGGCGGUACAGCGCCAGCUGGCGGCGGCGGGCACGUCGCUGGGCAGCUACCCGGCCUGGGUGGGGGGCUCCUACUGGGGCUCUCCGCAGGUCAUCACGCACGAACUGGGCCACAACCUGUUCAUGGGGCAUGCCGGGGCGGGCGGCGGCGGCAGCAGUGGCGGCGGCGGCGGCGACGGCGCCAGCUGGUUUGAUGCGUAUGGCGAUGACACAGACGCCAUGGGCUACUGCUGCACCGACCGCUGCUUCAACACGCCCCACGCCUGGCAGGCGGGCUGGCUGAGCGUGCGGCAGCUGGAUGGUGCCAGCCUGGCGCCCGGCUACCCGCUGGCCCUGGCGCUGCCCAGUCGGGGGCUGUCGGCGCAGGGCGGGGUGAGGAUUGUGCCCAGCUGGGCCCCCGGGGUGGAGCCCCUGUUCCUGGGCUACAGGACGGCGACGGGGAUCGACACAAACCUGGGCAGCCUGGCCGGCAGGGUGCACUGCUACAGCGCCGCCAUCCAGCACACCUACGACGCCGCGCCCACCACCUGGCUGGCCUCCCUGGGGGCAGCCAACCAGUCGUGGACGCACCCCGCCCCCAGCGCCGGCCUGGUGGUGCGCGUCACCAGCUUGUCACGCGACAGCGCCGCAGUCACGGUGUGCCGCCGGGCGGGCAAGGAGACGGCGGCCUCGUGUGCGGCUGGCCUGGACUCAGAUUGCAACGGGCUGCAGCUGGCUGCCUCGGACAGCGCCAUGUCGGCCGCCGCCGGCUCCCAGCGGUGCGCCGGCGCCGAGUGCGGCUCGCUGCGGCAGGCCGUGCUGGGCUCUGCCGCUGCAAGUGCCGAGACCUGCAGCGCUGGCACUGCCGCCCGCACAGCCAGGCUCUCGCUGCUGUCCUGGCUGCACAGCCUGCUGCGCUUGGCGGGCUGCUCGUGCAGCGGCGGCGGCGUGGCCUGGCGGUGCAGUGGCUGGGGCGCCGCGGGGCGGGCCGACGCCGAGGGCGCUGGUGCGCUGGUGGCUGCCGAGGGGGCGGAGGUGGCCAUGCGCCAGUUCACCGCCACGCUGCCCAUGUAG